AUGGUUGAACGACUUGUAAUGGACGUUCAGAAAGAAAUGAAUCAAGUAAACUAUUCACAUUUAUUUACAAAAUCUAAAUUACAACAACAAAUCAAAGAUUGGUUAGAUGAAGAUAUACCAUCAUUCGAUUAUGGUGGUGCUGUGGUGGGUGAUGUCGAAGAAGUUGCAUUUCUUCUUGGUAAACAACGUGGUGUAUUCUCAGGUACACCUUUCUUUAAUGAAAUCUUUGAAUUACUAGAUUGUCGUGUAAAAUGGAAUAUUAAAGAUGGUGAGGAAUUCAAUCCUGUAAAUGGACCUGUUGUAUUAGCAGAGGUUAGAGGUGCCGUAAGAAAUAUACUGAUGGGUGAACGUUUGUCUUUGAAUAUACUGUCGAGAUCGUGUGGUAUUACUACUCGUGCUUUCGAUUUGCGUGCGAUAGUCGACGGCGUCAAGUGGCACGGAAAGGUAGCCGGAACUAGAAAGACAACACCUGGAUUCCGUUUGGUCGAGAAGUAUGCAAUGUUGGUCGGUGGUUGCGAUUGUCAUCGUAUGGAUCUCUCAUCGAUGAUCAUGUUGAAGGAUAAUCAUGUUUGGUCGGCAGGAGGUAACAUCACCGCCGCCGUAAAGAAAGCACGUUCUAUCGGUGGAUUCUCUCUCGAGGUGGAAGUAGAGUGUCGUACUGAAGACGAAGCUGUCGAAGCGGUGGAAGCCGGUGCCGAUGUCGUCAUGCUCGACAACAUGUUGCCACCAAUGCUUGCUGUCGUAUCAAAGUCACUCAAAACGAAAUACCCACACAUCGUAAUCGAAGCAAGUGGUGGAGUCAUUCCAGAGACAUUGGCAUCCUAUGCACUUCCCACCGUUGACAUUAUCUCGAUGGGCUCACUCUGUCAAUCGGUUCCACACAUUGAUAUAAGUUUAAAGAUACAAAAAAGAAAAUAA
Messenger RNA from Heterostelium album PN500, 918 nucleotides. It is a transcript of the gene qprt, whose product is annotated as nicotinate-nucleotide diphosphorylase. Gene Ontology annotation, biological process: NAD+ biosynthetic process; quinolinate catabolic process. Gene Ontology annotation, cellular component: cytoplasm. The transcript is spliced from 3 exons. The coding region runs from base 1 to 918 and encodes 305 amino acids. NCBI's taxonomy places the organism in Eukaryota, Evosea, Eumycetozoa, Acytosteliales, Acytosteliaceae. The record is from RefSeq and is a predicted model, not a curated record. Gene Ontology annotation, molecular function: nicotinate-nucleotide diphosphorylase (carboxylating) activity.